Messenger RNA from Orbicella faveolata, 7054 nucleotides. RefSeq names its product structural maintenance of chromosomes protein 6-like. Gene Ontology annotation, molecular function: ATP hydrolysis activity; single-stranded DNA binding; damaged DNA binding. Gene Ontology annotation, cellular component: site of double-strand break; nucleus; Smc5-Smc6 complex. Gene Ontology annotation, biological process: double-strand break repair via homologous recombination. Lineage: Eukaryota; Metazoa; Cnidaria; Anthozoa; Scleractinia; Merulinidae. The record is from RefSeq and is a predicted model, not a curated record.
GCGCAGUGUAUGCUGGGUAAUUUGGGCAAGAUGGCGCCCUCCACCAUUCAGAAAAUACGAGCCACAAUGACAGGGCGAGAUACUCAAGAUGAUUCUCUUAUAACAGAGAUAUCUGAUGCAACAACAUUAAGCUGGUCAACACGAAUUAAAGGAUUUAUCAUUUGUUUCUGUGUUGGUGUGUUCUUCUCCAUUUUGGGAAUGAUCAUGUUAUGGAAAAACAUUAAAUUAUUUGCUGUCUUUUACUCACUGGGUAAUAUAACAGCACUUGCAAGUACAUGUUUUCUCAUGGGACCCAUGAAACAAUUAAGGAAUAUGUUCAAAGAGAAGCGACUGAUUGCGACUAUAAUAAUGCUGACCUGCCUUGCUCUCACACUUUGUGCUGCACUGUGGUGGGACAAUAAGGGACUUGCAUUGAUUUUCUGCAUUCUUCAGUAUUUAGCCAUGACAUGGUAUUGUCUUUCCUAUAUUCCAUUUGCAAGGGAUGCAGUGAAGAAAUGUUUCACAAGUUGCAUGGCAUAGGCCUAGCUUUUGGACAGUUGAGGUGCACUUGUUCAGAACAAAUCAUUCAUUAAUUAUGAUAAAUAGACAAAUAGAUCAAUUCAUACAUCCAAUUAGUUCAGUCCUGGAAGUCAAUCAGUAGCCUUUUUGCAAACAUUCUUACUUAGAUGUUGUCAAUCAUCAAUCAUGAUGUGACAGGAUUCCAUAUGAGGGCUUAUUGAACCACCUAUUUGACUGACAGUGUAAUUUUCAUUGAGAUAUUUAUAUGUGAAAAGAAAUAUAUAAAAUGCUAAGUAACAUAGUGUAACAGGUUCUGAGCAGGGUGUGCUUUGGAUAUUUGCAUUUUCUCCCUGCAUCUUGUCCUUGACACCACUAGCCUUUAGUUGGGGCGCAGUGUGGAAAUGGCACACAGAAAAAGAGCAGGAACUUUGCUCCUCCUAACAAGUUCCUCUCUCCUUUUUUCCCAAAAUGUGGCACAUGACAAAAUUGGGAGAACUUCUCCUUUUUUGACUCUGCCUUUUUUUGCGCAGCACCCCAACUAACUGAACCCCUAUGGCACCACUGGCAAGAAUUUUCCUGUCAGCUCCAGUUUUUCUGUAUCUCUGAUAGAAAGUUAGUGCAACAGAAAAUACAAAUAUAGAAGGACCAUCAGCUUCUUAAAUUAAGCAAGAGCAUUGUCCUCAAGACAUAAUUAUUGUAACCCAACAAAGUGCACUCAAGAAUUAGAAUUGUUUGCUUUAUAAUUUGAAACUUGUCUUCAUGAGUGCUUUGUGUAGAGAAACUACUGUUAACUCAUAUCAAAGUCCUUUGUAGUUGGAGGUAGUCCUGGUGCAUGCUGCUUGCUUCACACUCUUCAUGCUCAAGUUUUGAGUGUAGCAGACACUUUUCAUUGCUUUCCAAGUUUGGUUUCUGCAGCUUGACUUGUGGGAAAGUCUACUGUAAACAAGUAUAAUUGGAUUAAAAAUCAAAUGUGGAAAAGUUCUUCCUAGGGGCAUGGUUCUCCCCCAGAGGGGACUCCUAUAUAAAAAGGACGCAGGUGCUCGUUGUGCCCUUUUGGGGUUAAAAAAGUGAUUUUGGUAUCUUGUAAGGUGUUCAGCAUCAAAAUGUCCACAGCGUGAGCUUUUGUGGUGCCUUUUACGGUAUUGAGCCAAAAAAAAUAUGGUGGGAGAUAAUUGUGUUGUUUUAGAAUUGAUAACUUUCAGGGAUGAAAAAAAUCCAAGCCAUGUCCACAAAGCAGGAUCUAAUGGUAUCUCUUACGGUUUUUUUUUUUUCCUCAAAAUUUCCGAUGAGCGCUCUUAUCCUUUUUAUAUGAGAGGCCCCCCUGGGGGUUCCCCAAUGGUCCCCUGUGAGGCAGAGAAAAGAAAAUAAAUAACAACUUCAUUUUAACUGUCACUUAAGAUUCCUGUCUCUUUUUGCUUGCUGAGAAAUGCAGAAAAAGAGGAUAAAUCCUGUCUCCUUGCCUGCUGGUGUAAUUUCAGACUGUACCAUACACCACAGAGACCUCUCACUCUCUUUCAUUAAGUACAAUGUACAUGUAAAUAAAAUAACUUGAUUUUAUUGUGUGUUGGCAUUUAUUUCAGUUGUUUGUAAGAUGGAACCCAUUUGAUCAUGAAAACUUCUCAAACCCUUUAAUUUAAAAGACACUAGUGAUUUGUAUAUAUUUUGACCAGGAAAUUAAUAUUAUAAGAUACUCUUUUGGCUUGCACAUCGUGGCUAGCUCGCAAAUUGCAGAGAAGUCAGUGAAAGGCAAUGGAGGUGCAUUUGGCUUUUGUUUUCCCCAAAAUUUGAGACCAAAAAGUUGCCAUCCGGAAAAGUCUUCCUUGAGUGGUGCAGCUUUUACAGAAUUGUGCCGUCAAGUAGCCCGUUAAGAAUGGUAGCUAGGCGGUGUUACCCUCCCCUCCCCCAACCCUGCAAGAAUCUUGGUUUUGGAGUUUUGCCUGUAGAGCAAGCCUAUCCGAUAACCUACUUUUUUUCUAAAACAAGGCACAAAAAAUUAGUUUGCGAUGGUUGUAGUUAUCGGAAACGGUCCAUAGGGGAGAUGAUUGCGUUAGGUUUUUCGCCUGACCCCUCCCCUGUAUGGAUAUGACUCGACCCACGCUGGAAUCCUUCCGACGCGCGAAAGCGCUUGCUCACGUUGUGCAUGACUGUUUUGGUAUUUCCCGUGGGAAACGGUUGAACGCCCGUAAACGUUCUCCUUCACAUCAAGUGUGCUUAUCCCAUGGGAAAUAGAUCAUUAUGAAGCGAAAGAGAUCCCGUGAGCUCGAAGACAGUAGUGAUGAAGAAGACGAAGACCCGGGCGUAGAUGGAACAUGCAGUGAUGGAACAUCGACACUUUCACUACAGGACCAAGAGGAGCCUGAACUGCCAGGAAUUAUUGAGAGUGUGACACUGGACAAUUUUCUUUGCCAUAGUAACCUUUGUGUUCCAUUUGGACCACGUGUGAACUUCAUCACUGGAAGGAAUGGCAGUGGCAAAAGUGCGAUCAUGACAGGUCUUGUUGUGGCAUUGGGUGGAAGAGCUUCUCAGACCAGUAGAGGGCUGAGUAUCAAGAACUUUGUAAAGAAAGGAUGCAGAUCUUGCCAAGUCUCAGUUCAGCUACGCAACAGAGGUGCUGAUGCAUUCAAACACAGUGAGUAUGGCGAUUCCAUAAUCAUUGAAAGGAGAAUCACUGCAGAUGGUGGAUCAUCAUACAAGCUCAAAUCCAGGAAAGGAAAAGUAGUUUCAACCCAGAGAAUCCAAGUGGAACAAAUAGUUGACCAAUUUAACAUCCAGGUUGACAACCCAGUUUCUUUAUUAAACCAAGACACAAGCAGGCAUUUGCUUCAAAGCAAGGAUGAAUCAGAUCUUUAUAAGUUCUUCAUGAAAGCAACCAGUCUUGAACAAAUAAGCACUGAUUACGGUAUUGUGAUGGAGCAUAAGGAAGUUGCUUUAGCCACUUUGCAACGAAAAGAGAAGGUUAUUCCAGAAGUGCGUGAGCAAGUGCGCAGACUAGAAGCAAGGUAUAUUGCUAUUAAGCAAAUUCGUGACAUCAAAGAGCAGAUUGAGGAACUAAAAAAGGAGCGUGUUUGGGCAGAAGUAAUCAAGAAUGAAAAGGAGGUUUCUAUGCAAGGUAGAGUUGUAGUGAAACUUAAGUCUGGCCUUCCAAAGUUUGACAAGGAGAUUCAAGAAUGCGAGAAAAAAAUUUCAGACAUUGAACAGCAAGUAGCAGCAGUGGAGAGUGAAAUGACCAAGGUCCAAACUGAAGCAGAGUCCUUGAACACAGAGCAGCAACACAUUGCUGCAGAACUACAAGAAAGGAAGAAGACAGUCAAAGACAAACAGUCUACUCUGAGAAGACUGCAACACACUAAACAGGAAGCCAUAAAUGAAAAAAAUGUGCUUCAAGGAAAGAUAGAAGAGAUAAAAACAUCUGUGGAAAUGAGAAACUUUGAAGAAGAACAGCGUCAAAAAGAACAUUUGCUACAACAGAAAAGAAACGAAUUAGAAGAAUGUAAAAACAAUCUUGAGGAGGUUAUGAACAAAGCUGUUAAACUACACAAUGAAGUGGAGACGGAUAAAUAUCGUAUCAGCAAACUAUGUUCUACGAAAGACGAAGUAACCAAUGAGAUCUAUAAAAUGGAAAAACAAGUAACACGAGUUAGGCUUCAAAAAAGUAAUAAGAUUCUACAGUUCGGAGCCUGGAUGCCUACUUUGCUUGAUCGCAUAAGCAAAGCUGUGAGUGAUGGAAGGUUCACCAAGCCACCAAGAGGCCCCAUUGGCUUACAUUUAAAACUAAAGGAUGAAAAGUGGUCCAGGGCUAUUGAAUCGUGUCUAAAAAAGUUUGGCUAUGGAUUCUGUGUGGUUAAUUUUAAAGACCUGAAGGUCCUCAAGUCUAUUAUAACUCAGACUACAAACUUUUCCCCUGUUGUGGUGAUAUGCCCCUUUCAGCAAACUGUUUAUAAUGUCUCGUCUCAUAAACCCAAAUGUGAGUUUCCAACAAUUUUGGACAUGCUAGAGAUUGACGAUGCUGUAAUAGCAAAUUGUCUAAUGGACCAGCUCCGUAUAGAAAGGACACUGUUAAUUGAAAGUAGGUCACAUGCUGCAGAUGUUAUAUGGUCAAGGAAUGCACCAGCCAAACAGGCCUUCUCUGCUAGUGGUGAUCAGCUUAUUGGACCGCCAACAGUUAAGUCAGUUGCUCCAGACAAAGACUUUAAGAAUUAUUUAUCAACUAAUUCUGCAGACAAUAUAAGUGCCCUAAGUAAAGAAAUUGAUGAGAAGAAAAAGCUGCGUGAUCAGCUUGCAGCACAGAAACGCGACCUUGAAAAGGCAUUGAAGCAACGAAAUCUUGAACAACAAGAAGCAUGUAAGGAGAAAAAGCGAUUACAAGCCUCCAUAAACAACCUAAAACUGGAAAUAACUGAACUGAUGGAAAGCUUAGAGGAAGAGCUUUCUCCUGACAUCACAGUAUUGGAAACGGACUUAGAGCAUUGUACACAACGCCUGGAGGAUCUCGAUGAGCAGACCCAGACUGCAGAGCAGGAGUUACAGCAAGCCACAACUUUCAUGGAAGAUCAAACACGGACAAAUGACGACCACGAACGAAAGAUUAGUGAAGUGUUUGAAAAAGCAGAGCCUCUCAAAGAAGAGCUUGAGUCACUAACGGCGAUAAAUGGUGAGGAGAAUGCCAAACUGCAACACUAUCAAAGACAACGCAGGAAAUUAGAACAGGAAAUUGACGAGAACGAAAAAAAGCAGGAUCGGCUCAUCAAGUUGACAGAGCAAAAGGCCGAGGUUGCCAUGCGUCAUUUUGAAAGAGUGGAGACAACACGGAGUGUGAAGGACCUCGAGACUGAAAUUAUUCAAAAACAAAAAUAUGUCCAGGAGGAGGAAAAGAAUCGAGGGAAUCUCGAAGAAAUAAUGAAAGAGUUCCAAGAAACUCAGGAGAAGUUUGAAGCCAUCUUAAAGAACAACAGCAACAUUAAGAAAUACAACAAGAAAAUUCACACCGCCAUGGAGAUGAGACAAAAGUAUUUUAAAGAGAAAAGAAAGUUCUUGGCGUCGAAUACUUCCAAUUUUUUUACAAACCACUUGAGUCGCAAGGGUUACAGUGGAUAUAUAUCAUUCGAUCACAGCAGAGAGACUCUUAAUCUCAUCGUAAAUGUCCACAAAGGUCCAAAAGAUGAGUAUUCGGAGAAAGGUGUUGACGAAAGUACGUCUGUCAUGAAGUCGCUAUCAGGCGGUGAAAGAUCAGUGUCUACUAUCUCUUUCCUGACAGCCUUGUGGGGCACCAUGGAGUCACCUUUUAGAUGUCUUGAUGAGUUUGAUGUUUUUAUGGACUUGUGUAACAGAAAGGUAAUCAUGAAAAUGGUGUUGGAUAUUGCAGAGUUGCCAUCACAGAGAAAGCGCCAGUUUAUUUUCUUGACACCACAGGAUUUGAGCCCUUUAUCCAUAGACAAGAACGUCCGAAUUUUCAAGCUUGCUGAUCCCGACUGAUCAUUUUGGAGCCAGAAAAGAAGUUGCAUAUAUAUCAUUUAACAUAGAGAGAUGUUUUUUACGUAGAAUUGAAUUAUUGAAGAUUGAAAUAUUUUUAUAUAGAAUUGAAUAUUUGUAUCAUAUUGUAUGAAAAGCAAAGACGAGUGUUAAAAAAGUAUAUUUUUUACGAAUUUUACUUUGUCUGACUGCCAUAUUUGUGUUGUUUUUUUUUUCACUUUUUACGCCGGAAGAAGGCAAGAAUAUAUUUUAAUUAACUGUAAAAUAUAUUUUUUGAGAUAUAGCUAAACUUUUUUUUUUUGGUGUCUGUUACGUUUUGUUCGUGGGUGAACCAAUUCACUUAGCUGUUCAUGAUAAGUGUUGGUUUUAUUGACUGAUUGAUCUACCGAUCAAUUGAUUGAUUGCUAAUCACUGUUAAUUGUAGGGGAAUUAAGCAUAUUGUUGUAUAAUUUAAUGGAUAGUGUCUGGGCUGAUUAUAAAACGUUUUCCGUAGUUUCCAGAUGUGCAUGAUAUUGUCAAAUGCUACUAAAACGCAAAUAAAUUGGACUAAGAGGUAUAUUAUACAGAGCAAAACAGAACAAGUAGUUUAAGGAAGAAGUGCAGGAUUACAAGGAUCGAAAAUGGAUUAUAGCUCAUCAAGUUUGAUUUUGCGGCGGGAUGUAAAAAAUCUUCAUUGCCAUUCAGGUGACAUUUUUCCCUUUGAGGUUGCAUUUCUUUGCUUUCAACACCUUUUAUCGUCUUUUUCUUAUUUUCUAACAAGCUAUUGCUACGGGCUAUACGUAUUAAAACACGAGAUAUCAGCUGGCACACUGUCCCUUAAAAACAAAUAAGUAAAUAUGUAAUAAAUAUUUAGAUAGAUAAAUAAACUAUAUUUUCUCCAUAUUUUUAUUCAUGAGUUACAUGUUGUAAAUAAUAAGAAACAAGAGAUCGUUUCUUGUAAGAAACCAGGUGAAAAUUGCCUAUUUUAGCUCAUUUGCCCCAACAGCCGUUUCGAGAAAGGUUAGGUUGUCCUUCAGCGAUUAAGCUAACCCAGGAGAUUAGCGAGAAUUUUGACUUGAGUUUUGUAACUUUGCGGAGAGGUUUGCUG